AUGUACAUUGAUGUAAAAAUCAAUGGGAAGCCAAUCAGGGCUAUGGUGGAUACUGGUGCUACCCACAAUUAUCCUGCAUGUACCGAAGUAGAGCGGCUCGGACUUGUUCUAGAAAAGGGUAGUGGAAAAGUCAAAGCAAUCAACGCCGCUGCUCAACCAAUAGCUGGAGUGGCGAAAUCGAUGUUAAUCAAAGAGAUCAAAGAAGCAAAUGGUCCUAUUCCAAAACCCGUUAAAAGGCUUAUUUGGGAAUUUGAGGAUAUCAUGCCGGAAGAAUUACCAAAGAAAUUACCACCAAGAAGGACGAUUGAUCAUGAGAUUGAACUUAUUCCAGGCGCCAAACCUCCCGCCAGGGUACCAUACCGUAUGUCUCAGCCUGAGCUUGAAGAGCUUAGGAAGCAAUUGGGGAAAAUGUUGGAGAGUGGAAUCAUUGUGCCUGCGAAGUCGCCAUACGAAACUCCUGUCCGGAUACUGGCAAGUUCGGAUCAAGAAGGGAGACGAAGCAAAAACUACGGUGGUAACCAGAUAUGGAGCCUUUGA
This is a messenger RNA of Olea europaea var. sylvestris, 537 nucleotides long. RefSeq lists its product as uncharacterized. The transcript has 3 exons. The record is from RefSeq and is a predicted model, not a curated record. The coding region runs from base 1 to 537 and encodes 178 amino acids. Lineage: Eukaryota; Viridiplantae; Streptophyta; Magnoliopsida; Lamiales; Oleaceae.